CCUUGCUAUUGCGAAGGAUCGUGUUCUGUUCCUUGGGCUGCAAAGAGCAGGAAUGCCUGGUGGGGGGGGGGCCGACGAACAUGGGCCCUGGCUGAUCGCGUCCGUUCGUCUGCCGCCGUCGGGCUGCCGUCCCCACACCUCCCUCCGGCCCUCUGGUUUCCCUAUAAAGCCGGGUCGUCGCCCACCCGCCCUUCUUGGUUCUUCGUCCCGCACACCCCCGCCGCUCUCUCCCCUCUCCUCCACCCGACUCUGUCCAAGAUGAAGGCUCUCUCCCUUGCCCUCGGCUUCCUGGCCGCCGUCAUCCCUGCCGCUAUGGCCCAGGAGAAGGUUGUUGGUGGCUACUUCCUGAUCGAUCCCACUAUGGGCCCGGCCAAGCUCCAGGCUCUUGCUGCCAACGCCGCUACUCUCCCCGUCAACCGUGUCAUCCUCUCGUUCCUCCGCCCCGACAUGGUCUACGUCCAGGGUAGCAACACCCUCCAGUACACCGGUCUCGGCUACUACGCCAGUGCCGGUGCCAACAACGACUGGGGUUUCGCCGAGAUCAAGCAGUAUGUUGCCCAGCUCCAGGCUGGAGGUGUCGAGGUCUUCAUCUCCAUGGGUGGCUGGAACUACAACUGCUACCCCUACUUCUACGCCAAGUACAGUAUCGCCUUCUACGGAUCUGGCCCCAACUACUGGAAGAUCACCCAGUACGGUGGCGGCAGCGUUGCCGGCUGCAACGAGUCCAACAUGUGGUGCUACGUCUGCGAGCCCCAGUCCCAGGGCACCACCCUUGCCGACUUCACCAUCUUCCCCGAGCCCGCCAACUCGGCCACCUGGAAGUCCGCCCAGGCCUACGUCGCCGCCAACCCCUUCGCGGGCUACACUCCCACCUGGCACCCCCAGCUCGUCGGUGGCGCUCAGUUCACCGAUCCCCGCGAUGGCUCCACCGUCGUCACUGUUCCCGGCAGCAACUACUGGCAGACCCAGAACCGCGAUCCCUACCAGGAUCUCGUCUACCUCGCCAAGGACCUCGGCCUCGACGGUGUCGAUGUUGACUACGAGGAGAUGUGGCACGCCGACACCUUCGAGACCAAGCUCUCCAGCGGCAGCUACGACAACUCCCAGACCGUCUACAAGUACACCGCCAUCCUCAAGGACGUCAUCAUCAACGUCCAGAACAUCUACCCUACCCUCAAGGUCUCCACUGCCGCCGGUGCCGCCGGUGCCUGGUCCGGCAACUGGUGGGGUGGUAACCUCAAGGGUGUCUGGCUCAAGUCGUACCAGCAGUACCCCGAUGCCCUCAAGUUCCUGUUCAGCGGUGCCAACGCCGGUGGCCUCAACGUCAUGACCUACGAUCUCUCCGACAACAACCAGUACUACGAGUGCCCCGACACCACCAGCGACUGUGAUCUCCCCGGCCAGGUUGCCUUCUACAUGGGCACCUUUGACACCGCCGGCAUGGCUGCCUACGUCGGCUACGAGAUCGGCACCCCCGCCUACCCCGAUCCCACCGAGGACCCUACCCACCAGAUCCCCCUGACCCAGACCGCCCUCACCACCAUCCUCCAGAACACCCAGCCCAAGCACCAGGGUGGUUUCUUCUGGGAGCUCUUCAAGCCCCAGGGCAGCUCUGGCAACCUCGAUGCUAGCACCGCUGCCCAGCAGAUCUGCAAGGCUGUUCUCGGUUCCGGCACUGCUCGUUGCUCUGGUGUUAUUCCUCCCGUCGGCUCCAGGUAA
Molecule: messenger RNA, 1719 nt
Organism: Polychytrium aggregatum
Lineage: Eukaryota; Fungi; Chytridiomycota; Chytridiomycetes; Polychytriales
Exons: 2
Coding region: 259-1719 (486 amino acids)
Source: RefSeq, a predicted model, not a curated record